Messenger RNA from Nannochloropsis gaditana CCMP526, 2431 nucleotides. Its product is annotated as la ribonucleoprotein domain member 1. Gene Ontology annotation, molecular function: RNA binding. The record is from RefSeq and is a predicted model, not a curated record. Gene Ontology annotation, cellular component: cytoplasmic stress granule; cytosol. Gene Ontology annotation, biological process: positive regulation of translation. The transcript has a single exon. The annotation marks the transcript as partial.
CAAGUCGAAGGCAUCUACGCUCUCCAGACGAAACGCAUCGUCUGAAAGGCUUACAGGUGAAUCGGAAGCACCCAGGCCAGACAUAUACGAUACCGAGAAAAAGCAGGGACAGCAGCCACAUCUCCCCACAGCCUCAUGCUACCAGGCGGGCAACAAAAGGAAUGCUGGCGCGACGGCAAAGCUGCCAUGUUUUCCACGUUCAAGAGCCGAAAAGGUGGACGGAAAAAAAGAGAAAUGUGAGACAAUUAAAUCGACCGAGGCAAAAAGCAAGGGCCUGGAGGAGUCUGCGAUGUCCCUGGACUCAGCCGACGCGCAGGAGGGCAAGGGGCCGGAGUCUGUAAGCGAGGGGCCAGGGGCGUCGAGAAAGGAAGAGGGCGGUGUGUCGACGGUGGCUGUGGGCAAGCAGCAGCCAGAGGAGUGUCGACAUUGGACACAGGACCAAUAUCAGCUUGAGCAAGAAGCAGAGGAGGGAGUGAGUGAGAAGUCAACGACCGUCGAAGUCAGCCCGAGCGAUACUACGGGCCCCAAGCGCUCGCGUCUCUCAACGUCAAAUUCGACUUGUUCGAGCCAGUCUCCGGCCGCAGUGUCCCACCCCGUCAUAGAGCAACCAUUACAUGCGGCUUGCAACGCUGACAAGGUGAUAGAACACCGUGCCGAGCCGAGAAAACAGAAGGCGGAAACGGAAGAGAGGAACGAAGGCGUCGUCCAAGAUGUCGACCAGAAGAGCACUUCAAUUACACCGGCCACGGUCAAGUCCCGCAACGAGAAGAAAAAUGCAAAAAAAGUAAACCCUCGCAGACCAGAUAUCGAUAAGAAACCUGCCCCCGAGCCUGAUCAGCUUCAGGGUGCGCUCGAAAGUGAGGGUAACUUGAGCUAUUCGACCCACACUACCGCUUCCUCCAUCUCCUCCUCCUCAUCGUCGCAGUCUCUUAACAGUUUCACUCCGACAACUGCUCAAGCCCGCUCUAUUCAAUGUAACAACGUCAACUGCUGCAUGCAUGGCUCCCUUAGCCGCAGCACAAGCACCGACAGCAGCACAAGUACAAGUAGUGGUAACGACGCAAGCAAUAGGGUCAGCAAGGUGGGAAGCAACGGUGAUACUGCCGGCAACCUCAGCAUGUCCAACGACAGUAAACGCUUGGAUACGGAGAAGAUUCAAAGUAUUUGCGAAACUAUUCCCAACGCCACGAAAUACCGUCCUGACGUGCCUCAAAAUAAUAAGACAGGCUCCAUAAGAGUAAUCCACAAUGGACCCAGCGGAGACAAGCCUUUUCAUUUCAGUUCUAAGGCAAACGGAAAUGGCGCGUACAUGGACAGAACGCGUGGUCGUAUAUGCGUGCCCACGUUGUACCCCGUCCUGUUCCACCAACUGCAGCGUCGACCCCCCCCCUUGCCCGCGCUCCACGGGCAUGGAAUAGCGGUCUCGAUUCCCGGCAAAGAUUACUACCACGACGCGUGCACUCUACAGCCGAUGCCCCCUCUGGGCCGCACCGACCCAUAUUCUCAUCGGCACGGCCACGCGGAUAUGCGAAAUUACCCUCCUGCCUACCAUCAGCCUUCACCUUACCCUGUGGCGAAUUACGAAUCGUCUCCUCAAAUUGAGCCUUCCGCUACCCGUCCCGCGCAAGCCGUCGAUCGCAAAGAAGUAGAGGACAAGUUGCGCCGUCAGUUACAUUACUAUUUCUCGCCUGAAAACCUGAAGAGAGAUUAUUACCUUCGAUCGAAAAUGGACGGGCAAGGGUGGGUGAUGCUCGCCGAGGUGGCACAGUUCAACCGAACUAAACACUUGCUGGGCCUGCUUGGAUUUCAGGGUGAAAAGGAGGUUAACGGGGCUCCAUUGGACUUUUCCCUCCUGCUUAGUAUCGUGGCUGAGUCACCUAAAGUAGAGGUGCAGAUCAUGCCGACGGAGAAAGCAAGCGGAGACGGGAACGGGGGUAGACUAGUGUAUAAGAUUCGUCCACGGGAGAACCCGAAACAGUGGGUCCUAUCCUCUUAAGAGCGACGAGAAUUGUCGGGGAAAGAUUAAAUACCGGCAUACCUGGGUGCUUGAGCAUACUGAAAAUCUUCAUGGUCAGUUAUCUAUGCAAGAGUUUGUUCUUGGUUCCUGCUUAUGAUGGCCCGCCUUGAUUUUGGAGAUUGAGUGUAACCUUCGCGGCGCUCUUUAUUUAUAGUAAUUUAGCGAGGGUGUAAAAGCUAGAAGAGUGACUUGGGUAUAUGAUAAUUGUGUGAUGCUGCGGUGAAGGGAGCAUCCCUAACUGGUCUAGAAAUUGAAUUGCCUCAAGCAUUCAAGCUGUUUGAGAAUCAGCAUUUUUUAGCGAGAAAACAUAGAAAUGAAAAUUGAGCAAGCAAAGUGCGUUGAAUAGAGGGAGACGUAUGUGUGAAAAGAAUGUAUUAAAUCAAAUGAAGGGAAAGCAAUAGGCGUUACUAGUCU